CAAGCAUGGGUCGACGUCCGGCUAGAUGUUACAGGUACUGUAAGAACAAGCCCUACCCCAAAUCCAGGUUCUGUCGUGGUGUACCUGACCCAAAGAUCAGGAUCUAUGAUCUUGGACGUAAGAGGGCUCAUGUCGACGAUUUCCCUGCCUGUGUCCAUCUUGUCUCAGAUGAGAAAGAACAGCUGAGCUCCGAAGCUCUCGAAGCUGCCCGUAUCUGUGCCAACAAGUACAUGGUCAAGUUCUGCGGUAAAGACUCCUUCCAUAUCCGAGUCAGAGUACAUCCUUUCCACGUUCUUCGAAUCAACAAAAUGUUGUCGUGUGCAGGCGCUGAUCGUCUGCAGACCGGAAUGAGAGGUGCGUUCGGAAAACCCCAGGGUACAGUUGCCAGAGUAAACAUCGGGGAGUCUCUCCUGUCUAUCCGAUGCAAGGAAACACAUGAGGCUUCAGCUACUGAGGCUCUCAGGAGAGCAAAGAUGAAGUUCCCUGGAAGGCAGAAGAUUUAUCCCAGCCGAAACUGGGGAUUCACCAAAUUCCCAAGGGCAAUUUACGAAGAAUGGAGGAGUUGCAAAAGGCUCAUUCCAUCCGGUGCUCACGCCAAGUAUAUUUCCGAUCACGGACCCCUGUCUGCUUGGAAGAAAAUCCAUGCCGAUGAUUAAUAUCACUUUUAGGUGUUUUUAAUUUAUGAAAAAAUUCGUUUUCUUGUGUAACAAUUCGUCUUAUUGCAAAUUCAAAUUAUCAUGACUAAAUUGGAAUCUGAAAAAUUCAGGACUUCUUAAAUUUCUUAAUCAAAAUUUUCACUGCCAAAUUGAAAUUUAAAAAAUCGUUAACUCUUAAUUCUGAAUUUGGUUAUAUAAGUAACAUUUGUACAGCGACUGAACGCUAAAGCUGACCCAUCGUCACGCAGAAUUUCAAUAUGUCCCAAAUAAAGACAACUUGCACGAACCUGACUGCUCUUCUCCACCAAAUACGUGAACACAAGGAAGCUAACGAAGGGGUUGUAGAAGAUGAUCUAGUUGCUGACGCUAUGUUGUUGUUUGCUCAACUCUCUGGUCAACACAGCAAACUGAUGCGGGAGGCUGAGAAUGAGUAUGAGAAGAUCUACGAGUUGCGUGAGGAAUGUGAGGAAAAGCAGGAAGUGCUGGAGGAGCAGAUGUCCUACAUGGUGUACAUGGACACGGAGUACGACGUGAGACCCUGGAAACCUGCUGAUGGGGUAGUUCAAGUCAGGGAGUCGGACAGUCACAAGACCAUAAAAACUAAACUUGAUACUGAGCUGGUCGGAAGACGCAAGAUGUGUGAAUACGCCAAUGCUCUUGAAGACGAGGUAUCAUCAUUGCGCAAGUCGGAACAGGAAAUGCGGUCUGAGCUGGAGCGAGUACGCAAGGUCAUGUCCUCCAUCAGCACUCCAUCUUUCCUGGAGGGAGUGAGUGCUUGUCAGACCAUCCCUGCAACCUCUCUCUCAGGACCUCUCUACACACUUCAACAAAUGUUAUCUGCUACUGUUAGAGAGUUUACUGAUGUAACAGUAACAGUGACCAGAGAUGACCCCCUACUCAACAGCCAGACCCACUACACAGGCAGACAAUCCCUCCCAGACGAUACCUGGAACCUUCUCUCCCCUGACCCUCAACUGUUAGUCCUGUGUGUGAGGAACACUGAUCACGUGGUAUUACGGUACCAUCCUAACAUCAACGUGGUGUCGUGUGAUGAUAGCUUUGGUGGAAAUGUGUUGGGGAGUCUAUGUGAGGGAGAUGAUGGAAGAAAGGAACCUCACACUGCUCUCAGCUUUACUUUCACGGAGCCAACGUUCAGCGAGUUGAUCUCAAAUAAGAACGUAGGUCGAGUGUACUGCUGGUUGCAUGAGAUGUGUGGGAUCACUGUUCUUACACAGUACCAAAGAGCCCCUGUUAACAUCACUGCUGUCAAAUUUAUAGAGCAUAUCCUUGGACGAAGUUGAGUGUCUUAUGGACAUGCAAAUGAGAUCAAAUAUUAUCAGAACGUAUUUUUGUUUAAUGGCGUUACUACAAUUGAUGACUUGACACGACACGAUUUUCCACUUUCUAUCGGCAUAAUUGUCAAAUUGAGCACAAUUGAUAUACAAUAAAAAUGAUCCAGAUGUAAUUUUAUUUUUGUUGGUUUGUGAUAUAAUGUUAUUACUUAGAUGACAAAGGAUUUGUAAUUUAUAUUUGAAUAUCUUUUUUUGAAUUUAUUAAAUAGUUGUAUUUAAACCAAAUACAUAAUAACCAUUUAAAUAUU
This is a messenger RNA of Bolinopsis microptera, 2256 nucleotides long. RefSeq lists its product as uncharacterized. Gene Ontology annotation, cellular component: THO complex part of transcription export complex. The record is from RefSeq and is a predicted model, not a curated record. The coding region runs from base 914 to 1957 and encodes 347 amino acids. The transcript has 5 exons. Gene Ontology annotation, biological process: positive regulation of DNA-templated transcription, elongation; mRNA export from nucleus. Gene Ontology annotation, molecular function: mRNA binding. NCBI's taxonomy places the organism in Eukaryota, Metazoa, Ctenophora, Tentaculata, Lobata, Bolinopsidae.